Schistocerca nitens (vagrant locust) is the source of this 1314-nucleotide messenger RNA. RefSeq lists its product as uncharacterized. NCBI's taxonomy places the organism in Eukaryota, Metazoa, Arthropoda, Insecta, Orthoptera, Acrididae. The coding region runs from base 1 to 1314 and encodes 437 amino acids. The transcript is spliced from 3 exons. The record is from RefSeq and is a predicted model, not a curated record.
AUGACAACUCCAUACUUACCUUACCCAUCAGUACCUUACCCAUCAGUACCUUACCCAUCAGUACCUUACCCAUCAGUACCUUACCCAUCAGUACCUUACCCAUCAGUACCUUACCCAUCAGUACCUUACCCAUCAGUACCUUACCCAUCAGUACCUUACCCAUCAGUACCUUACCCAUCAGUACCUUACCCAUCAGUACCUUACCCAUCAGUACCUUACCCAUCAGUACCUUACCCAUCAGUACCUUACCCAUCAGUACCUUACCCAUCAGUACCUUACCCAUCAGUACCUUACCCAUCAGUACCUUACCCAUCAGUACCUUACCCAUCAGUACCUUACCCAUCAGUACCUUACCCAUCAGUACCUUACCCAUCAGUACCUUACCCAUCAGUACCUUACCCAUCAGUACCUUACCCAUCAGUACCUUACCCAUCAGUACCUUACCCAUCAGUACCUUACCCAUCAGUACCUUACCCAUCAGUACCUUACCCAUCAGUACCUUACCCAUCAGUACCUUACCCAUCAGUACCUUACCCAUCAGUACCUUACCCAUCAGUACCUUACCCAUCAGUACCUUACCCAUCAGUACCUUACCCAUCAGUACCUUACCCAUCAGUACCUUACCCAUCAGUACCUUACCCAUCAGUACCUUACCCAUCAGUACCUUACCCAUCAGUACCUUACCCAUCAGUACCUUACCCAUCAGUACCUUACCCAUCAGUACCUUACCCAUCAGUACCUUACCCAUCAGUACCUUACCCAUCAGUACCUUACCCAUCAGUACCUUACCCAUCAGUACCUUACCCAUCAGUACCUUACCCAUCAGUACCUUACCCAUCAGUACCUUACCCAUCAGUACCUUACCCAUCAGUACCUUACCCAUCAGUACCUUACCCAUCAGUACCUUACCCAUCAGUACCUUACCCAUCAGUACCUUACCCAUCAGUACCUUACCCAUCAGUACCUUACCCAUCAGUACCUUACCCAACAGUACCUUACCCAACAGUACCUUACCCAACAGUACCUUACCCAACAGUACCUUACCCAACAGUACCUUACCCAACAGUACCUUACCCAACAGUACCUCACCGAACAGUACCUCACCCAACAGUACCUCACCCAACAGUACCUCACCCAUCAGUACCUCACCCAUCAGUACCUCACCCAUCAGUACCUCACCCAUCAGUACCUCACCCAUCAGUACCUUACCCAUCAGUACCUUACCCAUCAGUACCUUACCCAUCAGUACCUUACCCAUCAGUACCUUACCCAUCAGUACCUUACCCAUCAGUACCUUACCCAUCAGCGUUAUAA